Messenger RNA from Juglans regia (Persian walnut), 2482 nucleotides. RefSeq lists its product as uncharacterized. The coding region runs from base 90 to 2261 and encodes 723 amino acids. NCBI's taxonomy places the organism in Eukaryota, Viridiplantae, Streptophyta, Magnoliopsida, Fagales, Juglandaceae. The record is from RefSeq and is a predicted model, not a curated record. The transcript has 2 exons.
AUACUUUUUCCUUGGCCCCAAAGUCUUCCUUUCUUCACCAUCCCCAUUUCACCAAACCCGAAGCUCACAGGAAUCACACCUGUUCAUCAAUGGCGGAUUGGAGCCCUUACACCAAGAACCACUUCCCAUUUUCAGAGCUGAACUCACCAAUCCAACCAUCCCGCAGAACCCAAGCUCCUGAAUUUAUCAACCAAAAAUUUCUCACCAAGUUCUGGGAGCUCCUUCACCUUCUCUUCAUCGGCAUUGUUGUGUCAUAUGGCUUGUUUGGUCGAAGAAAUGUCGAACUGGGCAUCGACGAAAAUCACUCAAAUUUCGAUAUUUCCCAGUCUUCUGUGUCUAGGAUGUUUCAUGUUUCUUCUAUUUUCGAAGAUGGUUUUGAAAAUCCAUGUGGGCCUGAUGAAACCAGUCUCAUUAAUAGUUGGAAUUCUCAGUACAUUGAGAGUGAGCAUAUUAAUAGUUGCGAUCGUAGCAGUGGUGUUGGGGAAAAGUGUAAAAGCCGAUAUGGGCGCGAUCGGAACAAUGUGGUUCAAGCUUGGAGUUCUCAGUACUUUCAAGGUGAACCUACGGUGGUAGUGGCUCAACCGAAUUAUAGUGUAGAGAAAUGGGGCAGAACCGCAUCCCUGAUUGAUCAUAAGCCGUUGGGAUUGCCCGUUAGGAGCUUAAAAUCGAAGGUGAGAAAGCUAGACUGUCCCGAGUUUAUUAGUGGAAGUGAAUCUGGGUCAGGUUCAAAUGUUACAUCUAGGUCUGAUAGAAGCAGAAGUGGGAAUUUUGGGGAUUUAGGCCCUAUGAAUUUGGAGCAGAGGUUUAAUGAAGCUGCUGCUGCGGCUUCGCCAAUUCCAUGGCGUUCGAGAUCUAUAAGGACGGAAACGAGAAAUGAAGCGGGGGAUGUGAACCUCCCUACGCAUUUCAGGCCUCUCUCGGUUGAUGAAACUCAAUUUGAGUCGCUCAAAUCACCGUCUGUCAGGUCCACAGGAUCUUUCUCAUCCCAAAGUAGUUCAGUCUCUUCCUCAAGCUCUAUUUCCUCAGAGUUACAAAACUCGAGGACGGAAGAUUUGGGAAAAAGUAAGAGUUUUCUUGGGGCUUUUCGUGAGGCUUCACCAUCACCAUCACCACCAACACCAAGAAAUGGAAAGGCUUCGUCGAAUGCACUUCAUUCUCGGCAUUGUAGUAUUGGUUCUGUAUAUGGAAGGGAUGCUUUUAGAAACUCAGAAGAUGAGUUAAAGGAAAAGAGUAGGAGUAGAAGAGAGGAUCCAUCAGAUAGUGAGGACUGCCGGAUGGAUUUGUUGAAAUCGAACAUGAAUCCAGCAAGCCCCACGGAAGCUUUUUUAAGGGGAAAAUCAGUGAGGAAUGCUUCGUCGAAUGCACUUCAUUCUCGGCAUUGUAGUAGUGAUUCUGUAUCAGGAAGGGAUGAUUUUAGAAACUCGGAAGAUGAGUUAAAGGAAAAGAGUAGGAGUAGAAGAGAGGAUCCAUCAGAUAGUGAGGACUGCAGGACGGAUUUGUUGAAAUCAAACAUGAAUCCAGCAAGCCCUACGAAAGCUUUUUUAAGGGGAAAAUCAGUGAGGAAUGCUUCGUCGAAUGCACUUCAUUCUCGGCAUUGUAGUAGUGGUUCUGUAUCAGGAAGGGAUGCUUUUAGAAACUCGGAAGAUGAGUUAAAGGAAAAGAGUAGGAGUAGAAGAGAGGAGCCUUCAGAUAGCGAGGACUGCUGGACGGAUUUAUUGAAAUCAAACAUGAAUCCAGCAAGCCCCACAAAAGCUUUUUUAAGGGGAAAAUCAGUGAGAACAAUUAGAGCUAGUGCACUGACUGCAGGUGCAAUAAAAAAGGAAGAGAGACAUCAAAACCAAAAUAAUGACAAAGCUGAAAAGAAGCAUCAAAAUUUGGAUGAGGCAUGCAUGAGAAAAGAUAAAACCAAAGUUGGACUUGAUGAUUGGAUGAUUGGCUCCAGUGAGCAACGUAUUGAUAACUUGUGCCCUAUGCCAAAGGCAACAUUCUCAGAGUUCCGCAAGAAGGAAAAGGAAGAAUUCUAUGAGAAUUUAGCUUCAGGGUUUGAAGAAGACUUGCAGAGUGAGCGUGAAAACCUUGAAGUAAGCUCAGAUGAAUAUGAUGUGUCUGCUUCUGUCAACGAUUCUGUACCAUCCUCUGAUGAGGUUGAUAAGAGGGCUGAUGAGUUUAUUGCUAAGUUUAGAGAGCAGAUCAUGCUUCAGAAAAUGGCAUCAAUUGAAAGAUCAAGAGGGCUACAGAUGGGCAGAAACCGUUUUAGAUGAUACAUAAGCAUAUGCUGCAAUAUAAAUUUAUAAAAAAUGAGGGAUAUGAAGUUCAUGAUUCUUCUUAUAAUCCUCUUUAUCUUGGUCUCUCAUCAAUCUGUGCUUUUUAUUUCUAUUGCACUUGGUUAUUCACAUAUUUACAAUUUAUUUGUGAUAGAGUUCCAUAACUUUAUAUCUAGAAACUUUAUGGGUGAAGAGUUAUAGAAAUGUGUAUUUGUAUG